GUUCAUUGUGUGGUUAAAAAGGAGCAAGAUGACACAGGCUGUUCGCGUUACGCCAUUUCUCCUGCUCGCAUCCUGCGUGGAGAAAGUGGCUGCACUUGGUCCGGCGAUAACGAGCCGAGCAGAUUUUUAUGGCGUGUCACUUCUUCAAUCACUUAAUCUAUCUUAGAUGAAAUCGGACAUGCACACUUUAUUUUUCGGUGAACAACAUCGUUUUUCUGUUUACAGUAGAAGAAGGGUCGUGGCUGGACAUGUUGAUGCUUCUAUGCUGAAUUUUUCAAAAUAGUAGUAGAUUAGAGUCUCACCAAAUUACAUCGACUGGCCGGCGAUCGAGGAGCCACAUCCACAUUGCCCACUUUUAAGAUUGCAUGAAGGGAUACUGGUGUAGUUUUUUUAGCUUGUAGUUGUAGUAAUAGCACCACGGCGUAUUAUUCAUCUAGAUCUAUCUGAACCGCGUCUAUUAGCUUGUAGAUCUAAAAGUUUUAGUUAGAAGUCGUAUUCUCGUCUAAAAUUUGGUGGUGGGGCAGGAAUAUGUGAUACGCCAGACGAAUCCUGGGGGCUCAAACUGCGACGACUGCUGGUGCACAUGUGAGGAUGCCUUUAAAAUUGAAGUCGACUCAGCAUCCGGGAAGACCACUUAUUUUAUGGGUACCGCCGACACACUCCCAUCUUUUACACAUUCUUUUUAGGGAGUUCCUCCUUGGAAUAAUCUUCUAAGAGAUGUCCUAGAAGAUGAGUUGUUGGUACAACCUCUAACGAUGCGGGUAUGGCCAGUAUUGCUGACGCUGACGGUGAAGGGCCUGCUAUGACGUUGUUAAGGCCCUUUCCUUAUUUCGCAAUCGUAACCAGUAAAUCAACAUAUAUCGAAGACUGGAUGCACAUCUACACGACCACGGAGCUCGUUAAUACAACAUGAGCAUUCUUCUCCCUCGUACUAUCUUAGAACAAGUAGAAGCAACAACUCGAACUCAAAUCCUUUCUAGGUCUAAAAAGUAAGAAGUUGAAGUUGGAUGUGAACAUAUGAUCAUAAAAACUAUUGCGAACGACUGGAAUGAAAGUAGCAGCGUAAGGCUGCGGACCUUGAUGAUGUCGUCUAAUCGUGCAAUGUGGCGAACCCAACUCCAAAUUAUACACCAUCGCAGAAUCUGCGGCAACGAGGUUGGUCUGGAGAGAAGUAGAGGGUGAAGUUGUUAAGGAAAGCACAAGUGCUACUAACUUUGAAUAUUAAUAUUUACAACUUCCCUGAAUGUAGUUCUAAACUACUCCGAGAAGAGUAAGUAAUAGAGAAGAACGCCCUUUCGUCUGGCGAGGACGAGCGGGCUCCUCUCCUUUGUAGGAGUCCGCACCCGGAAGGAUCAUGAAGAGUAUAGGACUGAAGGAACGAUAGGAAUGACCCAUACUUGGGUAUUACGUACACGGGCAUGACAUAGCAUGACCGCAGCCAAAUAAAGGGCUGGAGGAGAAAAGAACUCAAGAAUCACUCACAUCACUGAUAAGUGCGCGCUAGGAUCUCUAACGAUGACGAUCCAAACGAUUCAAGCAAGAAGAUACAAGUAACUGGCUACGGGUUGGGAUGCCCAAGAAGUCCCAAUAUCACAGAGGCAAACUGGCUGUGGAAAAAAAAUCAGAACGGCGACGGUAAGGGGAACGACGGUGCUAAGCCGAAUUCUCACUACUUUCUAUGCCUAAAAAACAUCAUGGACGCAUGGACAAAUUCGUCGUCGUCGGCCAAUAAUUCUCACCCUUCCUUGUAGAAUGACAAUGAUUAUGAUUACUCGCAGCUCGUCGCUCGAUAACAAGAAUAGUACAACUUCGUCAGCCUUUUUUAAAUACGACUUAAUAGCAAUGGUCGGUGACCAACGAGUCUGAGUAAGCGGCCUGUCUCUAACUUGUUUGAGAUCAUUUACGACCAGCAGAUUGUAUUUUCAAGACCCGAUUUGGAGCUGGCGGAAUGUGCCCGUGGAUCUCAUCGAGCCUGUUCCGGGAACGCCAAGCGGUCCGCAGAAAUUCUACUGGGUUAUGGCUUAAUGAAUUAUUAGUACUUCGAUCGAUAGCGUAACUAUGAGCUGUACGUAGAAGUGCUUCAAGAUUCGUCUUCGGCCGCUGAUUGAUAGUGACUGGUGGGCUACUGAUUGGGCGCCGGUGCCUGCUUCAGCUUCACUCUCACUCUGUCGGAUCCAGAACAGCCACGUCAUAAGAAUUAUUAGAUUGAUAAAAUAUAAUUAGGAUUAGCAUCAUGGGUGAUGGCCUUGAAGAUUCAUCAUAAUCAACUCGGUCACCAUGAUGGGUCUUACGUCACCAUGAUAAGACCAAGCCAUUGAUGACCCUGAUUGAGGAGUCACUGAUUAGGCCCUGAGAAUCAAUUUCCAGCAACGCUCCGCUCUUGCGCAUCAGGGAUUUCUUCUAACGAUUCCGCUGCCAGAAAAGAAGUCAGCGAAGCCACGCUACCGGUUACCCAAAAUACGAAGUAUUGCUUCCCGCUCAUGAGAGGUCCCACUGGUAUAGACACGAACUCCGCUGCCCGUCAUGGCCUUCGCAACUCAGUGAGAUUACGGACGGACAUCAUUCAACAGAUGAGCAGGAUUUAAAGAUCUCUAAAAGUUACUCAUGAUAUGGCUAAGUAUAUACUAGCCUCCACAAGCUUCGCCCGGCUUCAAGUUAGUUCCGCACUUUUCUGCGGCCUCCCACGGGCUACAGCCGCUAGAGUAGAGACAGCCCGCGGGUGAGCUGUUGCACCUUACGAAUUGACUACGACAAGAGCCGAGUGCCGGCGGUGCCUGACUCAGAUGCGUCGACUCAUGUGCAGGGCAUUGCGCUGCCUUCAGUUUUUUCAUGAGAUUGCCGGGGGGGUCAUGCAAAUCCUUAAGAAUUUGCAAGACCCCCGCGGCAGUCCAACAAAAAAACCAGAAGAGGGCCACCAGACACGCACGAGAAUCCGCAAGCCUCCACGUACGCAAACGCCCCGCGGUGGCGCCAGGCAAGAACGGGGGGCGGCCUUAACGGGCCAAACAAGACAAAGCAACGCAGGGCCGCACUGCUUGGGCCUCUCUACGCGCUUACACCUGGCGGGGCUUCUUUCUUUCGUCUGUUGUCUUUCGUCAGAAACAGACGGGCGCACUUCGCUGGAACUGCAUGAGAAUCAUCAAACUGAAAGGACUUGCUCCAGCCUUCGCAGGUAUAGCGAAGGGGGUACUGUUUCCAACUUGACUCCUCUGCGGGUCUAGUUUUCUAGGUUUUCAGUGUUCUAACAUUCUAUACCUUAGAGGCCACGAGCUUCAGGGAAGAGGUGAGGCUCUUUAUAGCCUCACCAGUUUGCAUUUGCAUAGCUUGGGCAAGUAAGUUCUUCGCUGUUCUUUUGUAGAUUCAAAAUGGGCGCCGAAGAUAAAACCACUGCUCGCCUAAGGCUUGCCUCGCUUCGGAGAUUGGCGCUGCGAGGUCUAUUCUCUGCUGGAAGAAGCAAGCAGGGGCGUCCACUUUGGGGACAUUCUGGAAAAUAAGCAGAAAGCUGAGGAGGUGCCUGCAUUUGAUGCAGUACAGGCCGCGAGUAAGCAUCUAAAGGAGGCCAAGACUGUAGCUCUGAACGCUCUGCUGGGUGGCUCGUCGGCUUUGGCAUUGGCUGUGGCUAAGAUGGCCGCUCCUCGGCACGCUCUUUCGAUCUUGUUCGUGGCUUCCUUGUGUCAAAAGUACGCAAGUCAAGAGGCCGGCGCCCGUCUCUCCGGGUACAGGCAGGCGAUGGGCCCGCAGCCUUCGGGUACGGAUGUCAUCAGCUGGACCGAAGGAAAAGCAGCCGCCAUGGCUGAAGCUCUGCAGAGUAAAACUGACGCUAGAGAGUCCGUGGCCGCGUGCGUCUUCAUUGGCGCCGAUAAGCCGCGCGGUGUAGUACCGUCUACCAUGUUCUUGGCGCGCCAAGAUAGAGGCGCCGCCUGAUGUCGUCAGCCUUGCUUUGCGCGAGUUCGCGGCUGCUCUGCAGGACCUCAGAGGAGGCGAACACGCGCAGGACGCUUCUCGCUGCGCGUGCAGUGGUAAGCCUGACGAAACAAGUCCAAUCCUUGAGGGAUAAACUUGCCCACAAGGGUAAGGGAAAAGGAAAGGGCAAAGACCCGCGCAAGAAAAAGGCGAAGAAGGGUGGGGGCUGGUGCUCGCACUGCAGCAAGUCUGGAUGUCUUGAGUCUGGGCGUUGGGCGAAAGAUCCCAGUAAAGCUCCCAAGAGCUUGCGGGACAAACUAAACAAGAAGAAAGCUGAGGGCAAUCCAGUCACUGUCGGCGAUGUUGGCUCCGUUCAGUCCGGAGACCAUCAGGAAGGCGCUGACAUGACUCCCAACGCUGAAGAACAAGGCGAAGACCCUACCAAGGUUCAAGAGCUGCGGCGCGUUCUUGCUUGUUCUCCGGGUGACUUAGCUCGCAUGGGGCUCAAGUCUGAGGAGACCAAGAAGAUGCGCGCGAAGGUUCUGCAGGCGGUGGAGCUUUACAACAAAGAGAAGGAGAGUGAGCGAAGAAGAAGAAGAAGACAGAUCCUCGAUGGCGGAUACUGCAGGCGACUGCGAGACGUCUGUCUUUGCUGGACCUCCCUGGUGUUGUUCGUCUGUGACUGGUGCGGAGGUAUCCGCCGCGGGCGUGCUAGGUAAUGCGUCAAAUUUUCAGCCUAUUCGGCAUCGGUUCAACGGGCAACAGCAAACCAGAGCAACAGUGCAAGAAAAUGAGGAAUCGAGUGACUCUCUGCCAGUUUCUGGGCUGUAUUUUCGGGCUUCGGAUGAGUGCCAACCGGUCUCAGGUGAGUCGGCUGGGGGCACUCUGGCGGGGGCAGUCUUGUCCCAGCAGAAUGAUCUUGGCAAAAGACCAAGGCGACAAAGAUCGUCGGCCUUAUGUGGGUCGGUAUGGACAGGGUCGGACUUGUGCACGGGUAUAAGUUCAGGCAGUUCAUCUUCGUCGGCCAAGGUAGUUUCGGCCAAAAGUAGGAGCUGGAAGAACAGCGUCGGGGCGCAGGCUAAUCCUGCGCCUGUAGGUGGGCACGGCAAGCGCGGACGACACUGCGCCACAGGCAAGCCCUCGGGAAUGCUGGCGCUAGUGCAAAUAGCAAAAUGAGCAACCUCCCAGAGGGGGGCCGGCAGUCCAAGUGGGUCGCUGAUGCAGGGGCAUCCCAUCGCCUCAGGUGACUGGUGACAAAUCUGCGCGCAAGAAGUUCACAGGUGUGACGCUUCCCCUGGGCAUAGCUGGCGGCCCUUGUAAGACAAGGGCCCGAGCUGGGUACUUCAAGUCAAGGAGUUCUCUACUAAAGGCUUGGCAAUAGGGCGCCAUCGUCUUGAUUUGCGUCAGCAGCUCAUCUCUGUGGAAGAGCUAACGCAAGCGGGAGGUGGGCUUCGUUGCGCAAAGGGCUCAGGGGUUCGCUACGAUCUUUCGGGCGAAAGGCACACCGCUGAGCUUCAGACCCAGGGCGGAAUGCUGGCGGCAGCUGUUUCAUUUGAACGAGAAGCGUCUGCGCGCGAUUCACUUAUCUCAAGUGUGUCAGUCAAACCCGCAAAACAUGCGAAGACUGCGCCAGAUAUUGAGUAGCGCGCUUGCUUCAACGUCUGGGGCCGAGUGGUUCUCUUCUGUGUCUGGAUUGUGCUAAGGCUAAAACCUAUGGCCAAGCGUCUCAUAAGAAACAGCGCGACCCAGGUUACAUCACCGAGAACGGGCAUGGCCUGGCCGAUUGUGACACCAUGGGGCCGCUGCCAGCGAGUCACUUAGGUAAAGAGCAAGCUUAUUCUAUUUCUAUGAUAGACUCCCGCGCGGAUUGGGUUGGGCUUGAAGUGUAUGCCAUGGCGCAAAAGUCUGACUUUGGUGCAGCUCGAAGGCAAUACUGCCGCGAGAUGGGCAGGAAACCCAAAAGGGGCCGCGCGGGUCAAGAGCCUACGUUGAGGGGGCUUGGUAGUACAUGGAAGCUGACAGGUGCGGCGUUGGGUAUCCAUUUCACGCAUUCAGUUCCUUACGAACCUCAACAGAGUGGCAAGGUCGAACGCUGGACGCGCAUGAUGGCGGGCGCCAUCUGGGCGAAUAUCCAAGGAGUAGGCCCAGCCGUCUGGGAGUGGGACUGGUGCGCGCGCUCCGUUGCGUACGUGUUUAACCGUCUACAGAGGAGGAAAGGCAAGCCAAGCGCCUAUCAGAAAAGUCUGAGGUCGUCGGGAGUGCUUCCGUGAAGUUCGUGGAAGACUGCACUGUCCCACUGAUGCGGUAGAUUCUCCCAGGGCUGGCGGUGAUCUGUUCCAUAUGAAGCGGACACUGCGCGUAGCUGAUCGCGCCGAUGUUGUAGGGAGGAGUCGCGACCUCUGUGCAGCACUCGGAGGGGGCGGCGGUGAGCGACUGCAAACUUCAGAGGGGGCGGAUAGCCCGGAGGCCAAGAGACGGAAAACGGAGAACCCAUCAGGCGCAGAUGGUUCCUCAGGCAGCGAGGUGGCUGAUGCUGGCAAAGGCCCAGCGGGCCAGACAGUGAGGCUCUGGCGAUCAGCCGACAGGUGGAAGCCCGUCGUCGUUUUCAUCAGCUGACGGCCAGCCGCCGGCGGUGGGGCCGAUCGCCUGUCGAUAGAGGCAAAACAGAGAAAGAAGCGGGACGCUUAGGAGCAGGGCGACUUGAUUCGAGUAAGUUUCAUGCUUGGGGCAAAGUCUUAGCCGGCGCGCAACUGCCUCGGGGAGGUCCUCCGACGGAUUCCCCAGAUUGUUCGCACCUAAUGGAUGAAGAUCCGAAUCCCUUCAAAAUGGUCAAGCGUGGCGGAACGAUGACCAGCACCAGGGUACAGCUUAGGCGAGGCCGUCCUACGGGCCUGACAAAAGAGCAGUGCCUGCACUGGAAGGCCAGUGGUCGAAACUCGAAAGAAGAAAACGGGGAAAGGAGCUCAGCAAGAACUUCCACCGGAUGACAUGGCAGAAGCUAACACCGCGAGCGUGUUUACAGCUUUUGGGGGUCCUGUGUUGGAUCUUGAGGAGCAGGGGGCGGCAAUGUCUUUUACUGUUCAGGCCACUCGUGCUGAAGCCAUGGAGGGCCCUGACUCUGUGAAAUUCAUGGAGGCCGACAACCUUGAAAAGCUGCAGCUAGAGAGCUGUAAUGCUUGGCGAGCUCUGCACGAUGGUGAACGUAACCAAGGACGACGAUGAAGCCGCCCCUUGUCUUUGUGUUGUCAUAUACACAAAGAAGCGACUUGGUAGAUACAAGGUUCGCUGCGUUGCUUUAGGCAAUAGGCAGGCGGAAGCUAGUAGGGCUGAGACCUUCCCGCCAACAGUCUCGCACGCGGCUGGCAGGGUGUUGGUAGUUGAUGCGGCUGCCAAUGGCAAAGCCUUAGGCGAGUUUGACAUCUCUAGCGCAUUCGUUAGGGGCGAGCUCGGGAGUGGUGGGCGUGCGUUCGUUAGACUUCCAACCAAAGCACUGGCUUGCGGACCCACGUGGGGACGCUGUGAGACUAUUGAAAAGCCUUAACGGGCUGAGGAUAGCACCUAGAAAGUGGCGCGAUUGCUCUGCUAGCUUCCUACUGAAAGCAGGUAGGGUGGGAAAGAUGUCCCGCCGAGCUUGGUCUCUUCUGGUGCAAGGGUGUAACUAUAGCCACCUACGUCGAUGACCCACUAGUUAGCGCCUACACACAGGAGGAAGUAGGCAAAGUGAUCAGAGAAAUACUGGCGCACUUCGAUGGUAAAGUAAUUGGCGUUGAAUGGUCUGCGGGCAAGUAUGUAGGGAACUCAAAUCCGCGAUAUCUUGGGGGUGUGAUUGUCGUACCCCAGAGACAGAGAGCCGAAGGAGAUGAAACGCGGCGCAGAACAGUCCAGCAAGAAGCUGGCUGAGAAGUUCCAGGCAGAACCAGGCAGGGCCACCCAGUCGCCUUGUGUUUAUAGCGAUCUCGCUGAAGGCUCAGAAGUUUGAAGCUCCCCAGUGAGAAGCCUCGUCGGGGGUUUGCAGUACAUUGCUACACAGGCAAGGCCUGCUUGCUUAUUUGCGGCGAACCGCGCUGCGAGGCAUGUCAUGCCUCUGACUUCGGCAGUCGUCAGAGCUUCCAAACGUAUGCUGCGGCACAUGCUGCGCGGAGCGUCUUGUGGGGUUGAGUACAGUCCAACCCGGGAGAGAGAAUGCUUCCAGACUUCUGCGGAAGUCUUCAAGAGUCAAGAGAGGCCUGACUUACGAGGCUUUGCGGCGUUUUCUGGUGCAGAUUAUGCGGGGCGUGCUGUCGCGCUGCGUAGUUGCUCAGGUACUAUACUCACUUAUAGGGGUGCUUCAGUUGCUUGGAGCUCCGGAAGGCAAUCCAUCAGAGCAGCUAGCCUCGAUUGUUCGACGCGCUACGUCCUGGCUUUCCUACGUGGUACAGGGCCGCGCUUCGUGCUUAACUGGGUGGACAUGAAGCGCAUCCGGAUGAGGAGACGAAGCUAGUAGCUAGCUAUCGGAUUUAGAGGCGCAGAGCUUGCGCGCUGCGCAGGCUUUAAUCGUUUUGGAGGCAUGUGGUCACUCUCACACUAUCCGCAAGCGGCGGCAGUCGUCUUGCUGGGUCGUGCAUACUUUUCGCAAGGAGCAGGCCUAUACAUAGUCUGAAAUCUAGUUAGUUAAUAGCGGCGACUUGCACACUUCCGGCAAGGAGCAGUCUCCCGCCUUUCAAUUACUAGCCUCCACAUGCGUUGACUAGUUAAACUGCCUCGCGCGCGUCCACUAGAUAAGCGUAGUCGCUACUAACUUACUCACGUCAUAGGAGAGUAGCCUAUGGCGGUAGUGUCGCUUUUUUAGUCCAAAUCUAAAAAGCGCGGCCCUUGUUUGAAAUUGAUCUCGCGACGGCUGUUCUUUUACUCGGUCUUUGUCUUUUCGCUCUAUGUGCACCGGUGUCGUUGAGUGCUCGAAUAUUUGUUACGGCGUAUUGAGUGACGUUGCGGAUCUGAGUAUAUCCUGGAUCUUAUCUUCUCUGUCGAUGUCGUCUGUAAAGGUCAUUCCUUCGUGCUUCGUUUGCUCUCGGUAACUCGUGUCUCUGAUUCGGGUGUCCCUUCGCGAUCAGCGAGUACUACGAGUCGCUAACGAGUGACGCCAUGCUUCUCCUUUUUGGCUUGCGUAUAGUUCGACUUCGUGCUCUUAACUCUGCUCUUAACUAAGACUACGAAGCCGGCCACCCAAGUGGCCAGCUUGUUAUUUGGGGUUUGGAUGCGAUCUCCAUCUCGCGGAAGGCUAGUAGUGGUGAAUCGGUGCCCAUGGUUGCUACUAGCGCGGCGGCUUCUAUGAGAUGCGAGCACCCACCCCCCCGCACUCCCCGCCCCGAGUCUGGGUGGUGGGACGCCAUGGGCUGACGCAUCUCCUUAAUCACCUAAUUCAUAUUUAUUCACUUAGUUACUGUCUCUGCUAUGCCUUUGCGCCUUGUGCGUCUUCGUCUUUCUGCGUUUUCACGAGUGUGAGAGUUGAGUAUUGCUUGUCGUGGUGCUGUCCUGGUCAAUGUGCUCUUCAAGUUCAAGAUCAGGGUCUACUGAAACAAUGGAAUAUAGUACAUACAUCUAAUACUGAUAGAACGCAGUUGUAGAUUUAUGAUCUAGGCAGUAGUUCGUAACUGAUUGCGUCUGUAGUUAGAUUCUCUAAUGAGAGGGACUACAGGCAGCGUAGAUGCGAAUGGGUUCCCGCAUUCGGGGCCAUGGGUGAUUGACGUUAUGGAAGGGAAUGUUGAAACCACAAGAACACAAGUUGUAAACAGCGCUGUGCCAUCGUCUGCUAUUAACUUGGGAUCAACAGAGGAUCGCGCCCGUCUAGUUCUUCCUUGAGCCCUCGAAUCGAGCAGAGAGCAGUGUUGUAUGAAACUUUUUUGGGCUGCAAGAGCCUUCGCCCAGUAGCUAAAAGAAGUUGCGCAACGAUUCAAAAUGUUGAUCCAGGUGUGGUUCAUCAGUAUUUGUUAAGUAUUCAAGAGUAAUGAUGUUUAUUCGAGUAGAAGAAUGUAAAAAUUGUAAAUCUUGCAUCUUCGGGUCCACCCUGAUGAAAAUGGAGAUGGUCCAGCAUGCUUAUUCUUUUGCGGCAGCUUCAAUGGGAUAAUAGAGUAGUCCUAAAGAAAAACCUACAUCUUUUGACUCUAAAAAGAAUAGCGUGACAUUUCAAAAGGACUCUAUCAAGGGACACCAUAACUUCGCCCAAUUCGUAAUCUUUUCCGCUGCAGAGCCGACGACUAUUAUGAUGCACCCACUUUCUUCGUAAGUCGAAACAUCUUCAGUCCGUGUAUAUAAAAAUAGAAGAACGAUCAACAUCGGAUGCAGCAACUGGAAGUAAUAGAAGAUUCAGACAGUCGACCCCGUGAAUGACGAGUAUGCUUCUACCACCACCACAAAAAUAGGAGAACUGAACAAUACAGAUCGCGAUGACCCUCUAAGACAUCAGCGACCGCUACGUCGACCCUGACUGCCACCACAAUUAAGGCGGGCACUUCUAGCAUUUCCUUAUCGUUAUUGAUUGUCCCGCGUGGUCAUCACUUGAUGAAGAUGCGAAGGACGAUCUUCGUCGGAAGCAAGGUGCGUGCGCAUGUGCUUAUCUCUCGACUAAAUACAUAGAGCCAUCUUAGACUCCUUUUCUGCGCAUGGGGUAAGGCGUUCCUGGUGAUCUCCAUCAUCAUACAACUAGGCGACCCCAUUUCGACUACAGCACGUUCGUUGACGCCACAGAGUCCUUCCUCAAGAAGAGCGGACUUUUUAUAUAGUAUGUAAUAGAAUACGAUGCAGGAGAAACUACAAGUACUAGAAGACUCAGAUGAUAGCUCUCUUAAUUAUAUCUCGGCCUCGUGAAUCUCAAUGACCAUAACGAGUGCGCUACUAUCACCACAAAAAUAGGAGAACUGAACAAUACAGAUCGCGAUAACCCUCUAAGACAUCAGCGACCGCUACGUCGACCCUGACUGCCACCACAAUUAAGGCGGGCACUUCUCUUAUUUCCUUAUCGUUAUUGAUUGUCCCGCGUGGUCUGCACUUGAUGAAGAUGCGAAGAACGAUCUUCGUCGGAAGCAAGGUGCGUGCGCAUGCGCCUAUCUUUCGACUAAACAGGGCCAACGUAAGCUCCUUUCCUACGCAUGAGAGAUGGGCGUUUCUGGCGAUCUCCAUCAUCAUGCUCGGAGGCCCCACGUCGACUACAACAUGUUGACGCCACAGGAUCCUUCCUCAAGAAUGACGGACCUAUUACCAUCAACGCCACAGGAUCCUUCCUCAAGAAUAACGGACUUAUUACCUAUGUACCAGGGACAGGGUUCAGGGUAGCGCCCCCCCCCGAGCCCGGGGAGGGGCCGUGGAUCCCCGGACCCCUUUUGGAUUUGGAGGCGUCUGCCGGGAAUGGCAGGCUUCCAAAGGGGCGCAAGGGGCCCUCUCCGCUCCCAUCCAGCCGCCUGCCUAUUUACCCUAGGGGCUUCCGAUGUGCUGGCCCCUCACCGCCGCAGCAGCCGCAGCGUGUCGGGUGUGGAAGGCCUCUGAAGGCGGCAAAAGCGCAAGGCUGAACCCCCUGAGCCGUCUGGCCUGUGCCCUCCGGGCCUUGGUCAUCGGCCUGCUGGCUCUUGCCGCGCAUUUGAAGAGGGCAACCCAGCAAAAGGAGCCAGACCUCGAGACCGUGGCCGCCUUCGGCGGCCUUCUCUCCCGGAGACCUCCAGCCUGCGAGGGUCGGCAGAGGCCGGGACGCCUCUCGGGAACAUGCAGAGAAGUGCAAGGGGGCGCCCGCUCCCAGUUUUGACGCCUUCCACCCAGAGAAUCCGCGGAAAAGAGCGCGCAAGCGCCACCACAGGACCAUCCGCAGGGGGGGGCGUGCGUCCUUGUAUCUUAUCCAAGUGAGUAGGAGGGGUCUCUUAAUUAUAUCUCGACUUCGUGGUCGUGAAUCUGAAGGACCAUGACGAGUGCGCUACUAUCAGUAUCCCCACAAAAAUGGGAGGACUGAACAAUACAGACCGCUAGGACCCUCUAAGACAGCGACGACCGCUACGUCGACCCUGACUGCUACCACAAUUAUGGCGGGCACUAGGAUUUGGUUAUCGUUCGCCGUCAUGACUUGAUGAAAGAAGAUGCGUGGGACGGUGAUCUUCUUCGGAAUUGACAGAAGUACAAUGUGAUGCAUUGACGGUGGAUGGCUUAAUAUCUCUGGACCGAGUAGGAUCCCUACUCAUACUGGGAGAUUGCUCCAUGAGAUGACCACACCGCAGGGUCCCUCCUCAAGAAGAAAAGACUUAAAAGUGGAUACUUAUUUCAACUCUAUUUUACUGACUAAAGUGGAAUAACAACAUGCGAACAAUCCGGCAUGUCGUAGUUGUUGUCGCAAAACUAGAACCGCUAAUGCAACAUCGACGACCGUUGCUCCGGCUGUCGCUGCGGCGACGACUCUUUCUCCUCUGGAUGCCUUGGACAGCAUCACCUCUCAUUUCAUGGAAAGUGCUGUUAUGGCUACUCAUCCUCACCACUUCUAAUAAGCCGCUCUGAAUGAUGUUUUAUCCUAUGUGGUGACUUAUACUCCUGUGUGGAUAGUAAUCCACGUCACUAGUGCCUCUGCUACCACGACCACUUCUAAUACUACUACUGAUCAUAUGAAAUAAAAAAAAGCACUAGUCCUGAUUUUUUGUAAAAUACGUAGACGCCGCAUCGAUGGCGUGCGCCCCUAUCGCGGAACUGCGUGGCUCUUUAGAGGGGUCGACCGAUGGCCACUCUGGGGAAGACGGCCAAGCGUUCACCCUGUCCGCGCCUUUCCCCCAGCAAGAGCAGGAGUCGCCUGCCCGUCUGCCUUUUCAGUGCAGCACCAGCGUCAGAAAUGGCGCGGGAGAGCAGGGGCCAGCAGACCGCUGGGGGCCCUAGGCUUCCCCUGGGAGAUCGCUGGCCCACUCCCUAGCUGCAUUAAAAGGCGACAGAGCCUUAGGCAUUAUUUUGAAAUGUUCUAACAUUUCUCAAGGGGAAAAAAAAAUGUUCUAAUGGGUUUGAAAAUGACGCGAAAAGGUGCCACUUUCAACCGCGUUAGAACUUUUUUUUUCGACACCGCAAAGCUCCAGACUCUAAUGCGCGUGAGCCUAAAAAAAUGGGCAUUUUUUUCUAGCAGGACUAGACAAAAAUGCUCUAACAAUUUAGGACCACCACAAGAAGCACUAGAGUCGGGACAUUUUUGAUCGAAAAAAAAAGUGUUCUAAUGGGUUGCAAAAGGUGUCACGAAGUGGCGCCUUUUGCAACCCAUCAGACGACGUCGGAACCCCAGUGCAGCCAGCGCCAUGGCGGGCCCUGGCCUCGCCAGGGCGUUGGGUCGUCAUGAGUAGAACCUUGCGCGCAAGGCGUAACUAACGAGGCCACGCCGUCGCCGCUUAUCUGCAUCGCAGCGAACCCCCACGCGAGCAGGGUGACCAGCUUGACACCGCCAGCGUAUUCCAGGAAGCGCCACAGUGCCACCAGGUGGCGCAGAAAGGCAGUAGCGCGGGCACGGAUAUCAGGCGCCAAAAACGCGUGAGGCAUUCCAAAGAGCUGCGGCCCCUUGAAAGGCGCCACUAGCUUGCCGCAACUCAGGGCACUCGCCUAGUUGUGGCAUCUAGUAUCAAAUUUACAAAUUUCUAGGACUAGUACUUUUUUUUGUGUCAUAACUGAAGUUACUUAUUCAGUACGGUAUAAGAAUAAGAAUUGGAAGCUGCAAGGAUAGAUUUGAUUUUGAGUACUCAGAGACAGAGUGUUGAGCUUGAGACUCUCUACUAAUUAAUGCAUAGUAAUAUUUUUAGACAUUGCUGGAGCAUUUUGCCGACUUGUAGAAGACUCAAGGAAGUGUGAAGAUAGAUAGUGCACCACGAGAACACACACCACCACCGAGAAGAACGCCAUUUAGCUCUAGUUCUCCACUUGUUCUCGCACUGCAUUAAAGCAAGCCUCAUCGAAGACCUGAGAUAGGUGACCUGUAAUAGGUAAGACGGACGACCGCAUUGAAAUCCUUGUGACGUCGGUGCACCUGGCAUCCUCACUCGAUCAAGAGCCUGAGCUUAAACUUGAACGGAGUAGAAGUAGAUGUAAAUAACGCAUCUCUGAACUUGUAGUAAGUAACGCGCACCUCCUAGCCUAGGAUCCGAGAAGUAGAUGUAGCACGGACCAUGAGUACAUGUAAACUUGGAUCAAGAUCUUCUCCUUGUGUCCUUGUGAGUGACAUCAAGACUAGCUCUAAUGGUGGCGAAAAUUGCGGACAGGACGACGACGAAGACUACCAGCCAGGAGGAAAUGCCACCUUGAACCGCAUCAUUUAUGACUUCGAAAACUGGAAAUGACCGAGUUAGAGUUAGCGACUGACAUGAGGGACGUAGCGUUUAGAGGCUACUCUUUGAUGUUCUUCAGUAUCUCGGUUAUUCUCGGUCGUUACUUGCUUAUUUUAGUUUAUCCCGUAGAUGGACACACUUGCAAUUCUCAUUCAUGCAAUUGAUUCUUGGUCUUGUAAAAGACUUCAUCAGACUUGUACUUGUUCUAGCUUGUUUAGAGUUAGUACAAGUACCUACUUGCUACUACUAGCACUGCUUCUUAUAAAUUAAGGGGUGACCAAGACCACAGGCCUUAUUUGAAGCCAGUCUUAUUCUCGGCAGUUGGCAGUUUUUUGAAGCCAGUAAGAUGUUAGAGAAUCCGUGUAUUGAUUAAUAAGGUAAAGGUAUCUCAUUUUCUAAUUCACCCGCUACGACCCCGCCGACAGCGAGUUGGACCAUCUGACCUUAAGGCCACAACCGCAUAUUGUAUAUUCUAAUACUCUAAGUAAGCUAGGAUCCAAGAACUAUAUCAGAAUCUGCUCUCCUGCGAUCUACAAAGAAAUGCGACGCACGGAACCUGAGACCCGCACCGAAAAUAGAGCAGGACUUGACACGACUAAGUAGGUGGUUGACAUCGACUGCAUGUACAAGGGGUUAGUCUUAGUACUAACUUAGUAGUUUAUCUACUUAACUUCAACUUAUAUCCACCUAGUAAAAAUCCUCUGGAGCUCACUCCAUCUAAUUUCAAACCUGUUAUAUCUAGUAAAAAUCCUCAACAAGAACAACAUUUCUAGUGAUUUUUUAUCUACCUCAGCAUCUCUAGUAAUUUAUCUGCCUCAGUUCCAGCGUCCUCACCCAACUCUUCUUAGGCGAUUUUUCAAGAAGCCGAAAGAAAAAGCCAGGGAGGAACUACUAGCUCUAGAUGACAGAUAUUCGAUAAACUGAAAUAAGAGUGUCACUGCUGAAAAUAGGGGGGAUACUGAACGUAGAAGAGGAAUGUCGUCAAAGUCAAGACUCUCUUAUUUCAGUCCCUAACUCGGUUAUUUUAAGCUUUCGAAUACUUUUGCAACUCCGUGAGCCGGGGUCGCGACUUCUUCUAGGUAGAUGAUGUUUAUGUCUAGAUAGAUUUAGAUGAGAAGUACUAAGAUAAAACAUGCUUAAGUAGAAAUGCGGGCGGGUUUUGCAUCUUGUGCUAAUGAGGAAAUGCGCGAGGAAGUGUGCAGAGUAUGUGGUGACAGGAAACGAAGGAUGCGGCGGAUUUGUCUACGAAAAGCACGCGGUCACAGACUCUAGCUAUGGCCUCCAUUAUUAUAUAUAAAUAUUGGCGUUUUAAGUACCGACGUGGGGCGGGCACUUGUUAGAGGCAAGAAGUUACUUAUCGGGGCCAAGAAGUUGUUAAUUGUUGGUAAUUGAUGAACAACGAAGGGACGAAACCGAUAAAGGAUGAAGUAGUGCCAUAAAUACAGGCCGCUAUUCUUAGUUCGUGAGCGAGGCGGUAGUUUGGUAUUUAUUGCAAUGGCUCCUCCCGGCUUGCUCUUGCAGCUGCAGAGCUGGUUGAUUAGUGGUCCUUCGACCUUCUCAAACUUUACAUAUUAAUUUAGUAGUCAUUCUCAAACGUAUACAGGAUAAAUAUCGAAAACCGCUAACGUCUUUAGUAUAGGUACAUGCAGACUUUUAGAGCGGCGAUAGGAGUAAACACCCUGCACCAUUUUGGGGGUUGUUUAUUCCUAUCCUGAAACCGAGCGACCCCGACGAUAGAGAGAAACGCGACGGCAAGAACCGCCGCCGUCUCGAGUUGUGAAAAUCGUGCGCAGUUUUGCCUGUUCGUUGUGUUUAUUCCUGCCCCGAGAGAGGCCGCCCAGAUCGUGCCUCCGUCUAUCGUUCUGCAGAGCAGUCGGCCUGGAGCGGAACUGGAUUGGUGAAGGGGUUCGACUUCGAAAUCGCAAAAGAUGCGAAGGUCGUGCGCAUGGUUUGCGCCGUAGCUAGUCUGCUGAGAGUCUUUGCUUCGCGUUCUGGUCUUUUUCUUUUUGUUUGUUAAAUUCAGUCCGUAACGCGUUGAGCGCUGUGCUGAUUAUGCUAGUCUUGGCCCAUGUUGCCGCAUGUGAGAGAGGUCCACCCUGCCCGAAUUGGUUGCUGCUGUUUGCUGGCGAUCUGUUGAGGGUUGAGCCAUACAAAAGCUGAAGCCUUGGAGUGGUCUCGUUGAAUAAUUGGAAGCGACUGAAAAAGGCCGGCCGUGACUGGCAACGCAUUGACAAAGCAACAAGCUUACUCGCUUCCAAUUCGAGACCACACAUGGCGUUUCCACUUUUUUGCCCCCCCUCUCCCCAAGUUCUUAGUGUAUGCAUGACGCAACGACCCCGCGCCAUUCUCUUUGCCCCUGAAGAUUCUGGCCCUUUUCAUUGUUCGGCGUGUUUGGCUCACGGGGCAAGUGCUUGCACUCCGCUCCGGAGGGUCUCUGGUUCGAAUCCUGGAGGGGACUCGACUGGCAGGGAGGCGGCCCUCAGGCUGGUUGCCGCCUCACACCCAGGGGAGAAACAAACGGGGACCGCGCUGGGCCAGACAGUGCGGGGAGAUGAGACCCAAGGGGAGCCCUCUGAGCAGCUGACGGCACCGCGCCCACGCGGUCCAUCGUGUGGCUCACAGCCCUGGCCACAACUGGACGGCGUCAGCUCAUCUGAUGAGUAGCCGGGCGGGCUGGGUGAUGCAUAAACACAAGGGGCGCCACCUGGGCAAGGCCUCAAGGUCAGGGGCUGGCUGCGUGGUGUCCAGAGGGGAACCCUCUGCACCCGAAGCGCCAGCAGGUCGCGGCCAGGCGACCGCCCUCCCCAGAUCGGGGAGGUCCCCCUCUCUCUCUCUCUCUUCGGCGUGUUUGGCUUUCUUGCUUGUUGCGCAAACGAGUGGAAUCAGUCACGGAUAAGCACAGCACAGCGCGCGCGAAUUAGCUCACAAAGCAUGGCGGUGCCCGUGUAAGCCCGUGGUCUACGUAUAGGCAUGCCCUCGAAGCCAUGAAAAUGAGAAGCAUCAGGCCGGUGCGCUGCCACCAGGUUAGUCGCUAGGGCUACGUCGUUGGGUGCUUGCUAUGUUUGUCAGUGAUUUCGGACCUUCGCCCCAUUCAUUUCGUGCCUUAAAAGCGCCCAGCCUUCCCGCGCAAUGAAGCUAACCUCCUGACGGGACGCCGACCGUGUUUGUGCUCCCGCGCCGUCUGUGUUGUAAAUCUGUCACCCUCUGCCUCUGUGUCUGUCGUUUCUUUGUCUGUGCCCUUCGUGCCACGAGUGUCGUGCCGAUCUUUCAGCACGUAGAUUGCUCUGAGGCAUUUCAUCUGUGCGCAUUUCCGUCCCGGUCUUCUCCGUUCGAUUAGGUCGCAGCAGUAUGCUCCAGCGCUGCCCCUUCUGGCUUCUUUAAUGGUAUUAGAGUUGUAUGAUCGUGCAGCGUCUUCCAGCGUGGCCUGCUCUUAGUUGCCGCUGCGACUUAUGUGAGGGCGCCUUGUUUAUUCUUAUCGUUCUGUUUCCGUCUAUCGUUCUGCACACAAUCAUCACCGUCAUUCAUCUGGUAAAAAAGAAAACCCCGCAGGACGCACUAGCGCUACCUUUACCGCGACGAGAUGAUGCUAUAAAUUUAGAUAGCAGAAGAUAUUACUAAUUACACUACCCUUCUACUCGUCUCCUGCUUCUAUAUCUAUUUCUAAUCUAGCGCGAACCUGGCUGGUGAAGCGAGAGCCUGCACGCUGCGCCGCGGCCCGGCACAGACCUCUCCGAAUUGCCCUGAUCUCGGCACAGAUACUUAAGGAUCACUCCUAGAAAUAGAAAAAGGCAAGUACUAUCAUGGUGAUAGAUGUAAGAACGUUCAUGACUAGCGAUCAAGCGAGUCGCGCUGUAUAAGCUUUGGCUGGGGAGAUAAUCGAGACCGUGUAGCAACAACGGUCCUUUUUUCUGUUGUGCAUCCUCUAGGUGGUUCAAGAACUGUGUAUUUAUCAUAUCCGAUUUAAUUGCUAGCACAGGAGCAGAACUGCAAUGCACCUGCUACAGCUACUAUGUAUGAUCUACAAAAUACUAACUUAAGUACUACGAGAACGAAUGAGAAUAAGCCUAGUAGCGACAACAGCAAAUGGGGAUGAGGGUACAGCAGCAUGUCGUAACAAAAACGCAACAGACUGACUAUAGUGAUAGACAGCAGAGGACCCUUCUAAAAUGCGGUCUCGUUCUACAAGCGCAUGGCGGGAGUAGUGGUUCUCAAGUAGAGCCGCUUUUGUUCUUAAGGACGGAACUUACAUUAGACGUGGAAAAAUAUUCUUGGAAAAACUCGCACAAUAGAAGAAGCGAAAGGUAGAACACUCACUUCUCCAAAGCUAUAUUGAUAAACCCUGAACACUCACUCUCUCCAAAGCUAAUAGAAUUUAGAGAAGUGUGUUCUAUAAUGAGUCGGGUAUAUUUCUGAGAUGAUCAGUAACAGUAUUUCUCAUCCCUAAGCAAGUAGCGUCUUUGGCCCAUGGAUAGGUUUUCUAUCGAGGAUGUUUCUAGGAAUUACUGAAGUAGUGGCGACUGAAAGGCGCACUCUAAUUCUCGGAAUUUAAAAGAUGAACAGAUGUAGUAGUGAGAAGGUGGAGGGAGAUAUCUUCAGGACGGUGGGGAGGAGAUAUCAUUGCGGUGGAAGGUAGCCGUUGGUCUGGAGGUGAGAGGGAAUAAAUGUGGCGGAGGUGAGAGGGAAAAGUGGUGGAGGUGAGAGGGAAAUGUGGCGGAGGUGGAAGGGAGAUGCUGUUUCGGGAGAUAUCAUUGAUAUCACUGGGUUGGGAGCGGUGGUCUUAUUUGGGGUUGAACGACUUACAGAAGGCGUUCUCGUUUGGAGUACUUCGAAUUGAUUCAUUCAUAUUUUGUAGACGGAAGUAGCGGAUGGUGGAGGAGGACAAUGUCCUUAACCUUAAGUAUUUGAAUAUGGUUAACUCCUGCGCCUGUUAGUGAGGUCUCUAUAACUUCACUUCUGCGUCUUCGAGUUAGCCUGUUCACGAAUGGCUACUACUUCCACCACUCCUUCUGCAUAUUACUUUUACUUGUUCUAUGGAGAUAUGUAUGAUGUCUAAGUACUACUAUUUCGGGACGUUUGUUUCUUUCAUGGAUGAGGAUGAGAUAAAGAUUGUAUUUAAUUAUAUAUAAUUAUGCUACUUAGUUAUCCAAGUUGACGACCUUGAGACGUCGUUGGCUAAGUCGUUUGUUCGCGUUAAUUUCAAAAAAAAUUGUUCUGUCCUUGUUAUUGUUUCUUGAAAUUUGUCUGCUGUCACUGUAGGAUGUUCAAGAUUCAUCCUCGGGCUUCAGUUCCGUCAGAAGGGAGUGCGUAUGGCCGCUGACUUGAUCCUCGACGGGUUAGUCAUCUUAGGACAGAGCCUCCCCGACGGCAUUACGCGCUCGGUGUGAAGUUACACUUUUUCAGUAUCUAUUUAAUUAAAAUUUUACAUGGAUCAACUCGUCGUCAAUAUCUAAACAUUUAUCAAGCUGACCCGGUCUUUUUAGGAUGUUGAGGAAAGGAACAAGAGAAUCCACAAAUACAAGGGACGGAUUUCCAUUUGUAAUACGAAGUAAGGCAAUGAGUAGUUCUCUAGUACGUGCAGGGUGUAGCAAAACGUUAAAACGGUGUGACUGCACGUUCAAGAAAUCUCUUACGUACUAUGCAUUCAUUCUAAGCCUCAAUUGUAUCAUCCUAGGCGGGCGUCUCAGACGGGGGCGCCUCCUUCGUUUUUGCUAGCGAGCUGCUGCCAGCCCUGUUCUAGUGCGCUCGUGCCUCGACGAGGAAGUAUUAUCGUAUCUAGUUACGUACACGAGCUUAUUUGCUCAAUGGGUACCAGUAGGUCUGUACCAAAAGGUAUAGACCUAGUGCACCAAAUAAGCGCACAAGGGGAGACACGGACAAUCAGGAUCAGCUACCUGCUGUAUGAGUAACUACAGCACCAUGCUGCUUUUAUACUACAAAUCUGCCUGGCUCCUAGCAGCUCCGCCGUCCUAUAGCUACACCAGGUAAUUAUACCACCACCACUGCUAAUCAAUGUUCUCCUAUGAGAUAAUGAUAAAAAGGUGUGGCGCACUUUUAGUCAUUUGUUGUUGCUGCUACCGUAGCUGUACUAUGAGGAAGAGGCAGGCUUGUAGUGCUUUAUAUAUUCAUUUACUUCAGGACAAGAAGAACGGGACCACAACGACAACUGGAACAAGUACAAUUUAGCCAAAAAUAUUUACUUUCCUUCAAUUAUAGUCGUCCUCGUCUUCAAAGCGUGCACACACCAAGUGAAAGUAGGAGUAGGUUGGCUCGCGGGGCAUGUGGCCAUCAGUGUGGCAGUGGGGCGAGGUUGCCAGUGGCUGGACAGCGCUGCUUUCGUAGGUAGGAUAGGGGUAACCUAUUCGCCGUUCACAGGGGUAGCCUGUAUACUGAGGCGGAAGAUGAGAAGUCUGCUACUUCUGCUUAAGUGUACACGCCGUUCGUCGUGUCAGUAGCAGACUCACAUGGAUGAGUAGCCUGGAGAUACUUUUCGUCGCGUACUACUGGAAAAAGUUGGAACGAAGCAGGAAUGAUGAACAAGAACAGAAACAUCUUACCUUUUAUUUCAAUUCGAAGAAAAGACGGAUCUUGCAAUCAUUUUUCACUUUCACAUUUUUCUCGUAACAACUUACAACAGGAAGAGGUUAUCUACUAACUUACUACGUCUAUCGGCACUACCCAUUGCACAAGCAGUCCUCAAUACGGAACUAAAAGGAAUUACUGUUAUUGUUAUACCCGUUCUACCUCCGAGCAAGAUUUUGAAUUUUCAUACCUUGAGCACGAAAGUUACAACAUAAAAGAACAGCCAGAGCAAUUCCGUAUCACUAUCAGUGAGUUUUUUUUCAGAUCAUUAUCAUCAUGACUAUAUCAACACACGAAAUAUGUAUCAAGUUUUUUUUUGUUUUCACAAAGUGAAACCAAGAUUGAUAGGUAUGCUGCUCAUCAAUCACGAAACGACGUAAACGUUAGUACUCCAAAGUAGGGACUGCGUUCGCGUACAGAAACAGAAUACAUAAUAUAAAACCGAAUACGAGAUGUUGCUCACGAAUAGCAAGUUGUCUUGACUGAAAAAAUAGAAGCAAAGCUGUAGCAGGCAUGCACACAGGAGGCGCCGAGGAAGCAGCGCAGCAAGUGUUUGG
Messenger RNA from Amoebophrya sp. A25, 21337 nucleotides. NCBI's taxonomy places the organism in Eukaryota, Dinophyceae, Syndiniales, Amoebophryaceae. The record is from the annotation of a GenBank genome assembly.